Messenger RNA from Neopsephotus bourkii (Bourke's parrot), 1921 nucleotides. It is a transcript of the gene DCTN5, whose product is annotated as dynactin subunit 5. The transcript is spliced from 6 exons. The record is from RefSeq and is a predicted model, not a curated record. Lineage: Eukaryota; Metazoa; Chordata; Aves; Psittaciformes; Psittacidae. Bases 105 to 653 code for a protein of 182 amino acids.
CCCGCCGGGCCCUGCGUGCCCAUGGCAACCGCGCCGGAAGCGCCGGCGGCGGGAGGACGUGAUGCGCCGGAAGCCGGGAGAGGCCGUGCGGAAGUGGAGCCGCCAUGGAGCUGAGUGAGAUGCUCUACAACAAGUCCGAGUACAUCGAGACGGCGUCCGGCAACAAGGUGAGCCGUCAGUCCGUGCUGUGCGGCAGCCAGAACAUCGUCCUCAACGGCAAGACAAUAGUUAUGAAUGACUGCAUCAUCCGCGGUGACCUGGCGAAUGUCCGGGUUGGGAGACACUGCGUGGUGAAAAGCCGCAGUGUCAUCAGGCCACCCUUCAAGAAGUUCAGCAAAGGGGUGGCUUUUUUCCCUCUCCAUAUUGGUGAUCAUGUCUUCAUAGAAGAGGACUGUGUGGUCAAUGCAGCCCAGAUCGGCUCCUAUGUCCACAUAGGCAAGAACUGUGUCAUUGGCCGCAGGUGCGUUUUGAAAGACUGCUGCAAAAUCUUAGACAACACAGUCCUACCUCCUGAAACAGUUGUCCCACCGUUCACAGUGUUCUCGGGCUGCCCAGGGCUCUUCUCUGGGGAACUCCCGGAAUGUACCCAGGAGCUCAUGAUUGAUGUUACAAAGAGCUAUUACCAGAAGUUCCUGCCGCUCACGCAAGUCUAGCAGCCUAUUUCAUGUCUCAGACCAGUAGAGGCACUUGGAAGCGUUCUGGGGGCAGGGAGGGGGGUUGUUAAGUGAGACCAGGCCUCAGCCCUCACUGUUCUGAGAACUCUAUGAGUGUUCCUCAGCGCUGACGGUCUGGCCAAGCAGCCCUUCCUGAAAGCUGCUGUAUCCCAUGGUUUAACCUUUGUGUGCUCAUUUGGGUGUCAUUCAUUCCAUAUUGUCUGAAUUGUGCCAGUUGGGAAAGCUGAUACAGCUCCCUUUGGGGCCGCAUCUCCUCAGUGCAGCUGGGGAACAAGGCUAGAAGCAGUGAGCAUCCUGGAGCAGAAGGACUGUGUGGGUGGUGGGUGUGUUGGGGCAGUUCCUUACAAGGCUCACAGAUCCAGUGCUUUCCAUUGGCAAAAUAGGUGCUGCUCUGUGGAGCUGAGUUGGGGUGGAUGCCCUCUGCCUUUUCUCCCCGUGAACUGAGAUUCACUGUUCAUUACCUGGGGACUGGCUUUAGGACUUUUGGCUGACACUGAAACCUGUCUCUCCAUGCCCUGCCUGACAGGACACUUCAUAGCUUUUAGCUCUUGAAGCUCUCGCCUGUCACGCACGGUUGUCAUUCAUGUGGCCAGUGCAUGCUCUACUUCCUGAGCAUUGCAGACCAUAAAGAGCCGAAGGGCUUUGGGAAGAGGAUUCACUCCAUGUCACUCACAGAGCUCAGCACAGCAGAAAUAGGGUAACUAAAAGCAGGAAGCAGAGGUGGGUGAGAGAAUACUGCAAAUAUCCCCAUUUAUUCCCCAGUGUGUAUAUUUGCAGGAAGCUCUUUGGUGCUUUUCUGCAUCAUUAAACCUAAGGGGGAGAUUCAGACUUCCUGGAAAGAGUGCACAUUCCAUUUCUGACACUGAACAGGGCAGGAGUAAUUCUUGCUGGGAGCAGCUGAUACUGCAUGUACCUGACCCAGUACCAGACAACUGACUGAAAAUGAUGUGCCUGCUCUGGCUGCGUUAGCUAAAGCUUAGCAUUGUCCUUCCCUAGGUUUAAAACUGGCCUCCCACAUGUUGUAGUUAUAGCAGCUGAGGCUGAGGUGUGUAUUAGUGAUGCAGUAGGCGCGUGGCUGCCACAGCAGCCCUGAGCCUUCAGCCUUUCUUUAUAACGAAGUGCUGAUACAUCUCAAGUAGCCAACAGCUGGACCAGUGUGCAGUAACCACGGUUAAAUGUGCAAGCACUGACUGCUCUGUUUGUAUUUUUACUGUGUGUAAAUAAAAGCCUCUUCAGUUGUUCAAGCA